Molecule: messenger RNA, 666 nt
Organism: Rhodamnia argentea
Lineage: Eukaryota; Viridiplantae; Streptophyta; Magnoliopsida; Myrtales; Myrtaceae
Product: receptor kinase-like protein Xa21
Exons: 3
Coding region: 1-666 (221 amino acids)
Source: RefSeq, a predicted model, not a curated record
AUGCAGUACAUGCCUUACAGUAACUUGGAGAAGUGGCUGUACCCAGAGGACAAGGAGCGCGACGCUUCUGCAAUGGAUUGCUUGCAUCCCGGCCGUGACCCUCUUGUGGUCUACUGCUAUCUGAAGCCGGGGAAUGUCCUUUUGGAUGACCACAUGGUUGCACACGUUGGGGAGGACGUCCGAUUGGCUCUGUUUCUUCGUCAAACUCAGCAGGAAAAGAGUAUGGAAUGGGAAGCAGGGCAUCAACCAGUGGAUAUGUCUACAGUUUCGGCAUCAUCCUGCUCGGACAUCCUGAAGAAGCCGACUGACCAAAUGUUCGAGGAAAUCCUGAACCUGAGAAUUUUCACGUCGUCAUUGAAUGAUGGGGAUCAUAAAGUUCUCGACAUUGCUGAUCCAAGGCUUUUCGCAAACAAGAAGGCUUCCAAUUUGAUGGGGAGAAAUGUCUCCUCGAGCCACUUCGCGCGUUUGGACAACGUUAGCUUAGGAAGCAGCACGAAACCAAGGAACGGUUGGUUCAUGAGGUGCAAAGAAUGUGUUGCCGCGUCAAUCAGGUUAGGCCUGUCUUGUGUGGCGCCAUCCGCCAAGGAUCGUCCGAGCAUGAGAGAGGCCUUGGCGAGAUUGCACAAGAUAGAGAGAGCUUUGCUGGGCUCAAUCGAUGCCUGCUGA